Messenger RNA from Naumovozyma castellii, 684 nucleotides. RefSeq names its product Mic26p (gene MIC26). The transcript has a single exon. NCBI's taxonomy places the organism in Eukaryota, Fungi, Ascomycota, Saccharomycetes, Saccharomycetales, Saccharomycetaceae. The record is from RefSeq and is a predicted model, not a curated record. Bases 1 to 684 code for a protein of 227 amino acids.
AUGACAGUGAAUUACUAUCGCGAAGUUGAUUUAGUUGCGGAAGGGGUGACACCGAAGGAGAACGUUACGGUUAGUCUUCAACCAAAAGAUAAUACCAACGUCAAGGUGACGCCCUCCAGGGUUAUCAGAAAAAAGACAAGAGAGUUGAUUGGAGAUGCGGAAUUAGUUGACGGAAUAUCAGUACGUAACCCACAUUACUUAACUGAUUAUUUAAAGAAGGAAAGGGAAAGUCUGUCGAAAACAUUGAACUCCACGUUGGAAAAAAUAGAUCAAGUUACAUCAAAAUAUUAUAAUAAAGAAGUGUUAAUGACUAGAGGUUUAAAUUGUGUCUAUACUGAUUCAAAGAGUAUGCUACUUCCCGGUUUAACUUACAUUGGUGUUGCAUUUAUGGCGGGUUCCAUAGCUGUUAGGAAUAGAAAUAUUGCGUUAAGAAUGGGAGUACCUAUAUUAUUAAGUUCGGUAUGCUUCUCAUAUGCUCUACCAAACACAUUUGAAACGAUUAAACUUAUUUUGCAUGAAAAAGAAGAAGAUCGUUUUCCGGUAUUUACGGAGAGACAGGAUAGAAUCGUUGACCAAGUGAAAGAACUACCUAUUUCCACUAAGACUCUAAUCAAUAGAACCACGGAAUUCAUAUCGAGACCUUUUUCUACAAUUCAACAAUAUUUUAAAACAAUAGAGAAGUGA